AUGAUCAACCCUUUCGUGGCGGAGCCCAGUUCGUUUCCUUCAUGUAGCUCACUGACACAUGUCACAGGAUCAGAAUACACUGAUGGGUUCGUGACAGAUGGAUCGGGAGACAAACGCUCGACAGUGGUUGAUCUCUCAUUCAAAUGCGGUUUUCCUUACGACCACGCGAUUUCAACUCUUCCACAUACCACAUAUGGGGCAUUGCACUCACAAAUAGGACCGGGACCCACGUCAAAACCGUUGGCGUAUUGCACACCAAACCCAGUACCGAAUCUGCCUGAGAAUAACCAAGUUCACUUGCUGGAAUAUCGCGGAACCCAGCUGGCGGCAUUCGCUGUGGACGGACGUGACCUAGUCUGUUUACCGCAAGCCUUUGAAUUGUUUCUAAAGCACUUAGUCGGUGGACUCCACACGGUGUACACAAAGCUAAAGAGACUGGAAAUAGUUCCUGUCGUGUGCAAUGUAGAACAAGUUCGUAUUCUUCGGGGACUUGGCGCGAUACAACCUGGCGUGAAUCGGUGUAAGCUUAUUGCCCCUCAAGAAUUCGACGUACUCUACGCGGACUGCACAAAUUCAAGUGCGCGACCGGGAAGGCCUUCGAAGCGGAUUUCAAUGGGAAACUCACACCAGAUGUCCAUUGUUUCCGCAUUACCAUGUCAUACAGCAACGCGCGUUUCUGCAUGCUCUGUGGCCACCAGCGGCAACGAUAGUAAUGAACCACAACCACCGUUAAAAUGGCCACGAAGUGUGAUCGACUCAGGUGAAACGGCAACUGAAUGGCAGUCAUACUGGACACGUUCACCGGCGCAAAUCGCUUCGCUGUACUUGAGCGGUAAUCUGUUCGCCCAUCCCGUCCUAAAUCCUGCGGUGAUCACAACAUCGGUUAAAUCUUCUGAUGAAGUCAACACAGCAACUACACGUGUUCCAACUUCGAGUGUCCACUUGUCAAACGGUGCCUGUCAUAAGGCAGGGAAAGGGAUAUCGGCCACUGAACCAUGUACGGUUUCCUAUGAACUGGACAGAAAAACUGCCCAAAUGCAAGAAAAUUCCAAUCUAACACAGAAGUGUAAAUCGCACACAACAAUACCAGACCAGGCCAUUGACCUUGAAUGCAGUGAUGCAGUCAGGGAUAACAGGAAUUGCAAGGGAGACUCCAUGAAUUGGUGUCGAUGGCCACCGUUCAUCCCUCCACUGCCUUUUUGCUUUACACCUGCAACUUCAGUAAUGGAUCUCGAAACACAUCCUACCUUACCGUCAACCGUGAGGACGACCUAUUCUUUCAUGGACACGUGCGACAAUAGAAGCACCAAACUCUCCUUUCCUCUGGUUGAUAAUCUGCCAAGAUGGAAGCCACCGUCAAAUAGCCCGGCAUCACUUCCGUUUGUGGUUGAAUGCUUAAAUUCUUCUAACAGCAACUCGAAUUCCGAUCAACCGGUAAUUGAUGCCGUAUCGUCUGAAGCUAGUGCGACCACACCGGGCCUAACAACUAUGAUUCCCUUGACCCUCGAAGGGAACCGCAGCAAAGAAUUAUGGUGGGACCGGCGAGUCCAGCCUACCCCUCUAACCACAGAUUCAGGAAGCCUGUUAUGCAAGCACGACAUGCAGUCUUACUUGGAGACCAUUUUCCAAAGAGUUUUCAAUACCUACGCUCAUUUGAAUCGUUUCUCAUCAACAACACCUCCGUACCAGUUCAAUCAGCUACAGAGGCCAAAAAGGAACGACUACAUUCGUCCGGAGAAAAACGUAAACGACUCAUCUGGGAAGUUAACUUCGAUAACUUCUACAGACCACCAGUUGACAACCUCGGUACAUGAAUCCAGCUUUAUGACCACAAGCUCCGAAGGCUCUAUCGACAUGCGCAAGAUCAACGGAGCUAAUUCUGAUACAUUGAGCACAUUAGAUGAAAGCGCCGUCACCACUUCUGCAUCAGAAUCAAAUUCGAGUGACAACCCGAUAGUAUUUGCACGACAAACAGCAGCGAAUACUAACUGCGAAAAUGUGUACGACCCGAUCUACUCCUACUAUUGGCUACAGUUAAUGGCUAAAUCUUUCAUGGCCCCUUAUUUUCAAUAUCGAGGUGUAAGUCAGACGGAUGCGAAAGAAGCCAGCCAACCAGUGGACAGGUGCAAAAGUAUAACGACAGAAUAAAGAGGACCGCUGCUGUCCACGAAAGAACAACACAGUCUGAAUCAGAUACCCCUCGCGCUAGUCACAUAUUAGACUACAUUGAUGGAAGCUGUUCCAUUUCUGCAUGCAUUUAUCUUUCACUUUAAAAAACAUUUGUUUUUCAACUGUACUGCUGUUGGAGGAUAAAAGCGAUACUUUUACACUUUACCGAUAAUGGUUAUCAGCAAAG
This is a messenger RNA of Dicrocoelium dendriticum, 2356 nucleotides long. NCBI's taxonomy places the organism in Eukaryota, Metazoa, Platyhelminthes, Trematoda, Plagiorchiida, Dicrocoeliidae. The record is from the annotation of a GenBank genome assembly.